Messenger RNA from Haplochromis burtoni (Burton's mouthbrooder), 2163 nucleotides. RefSeq names its product zinc finger protein 708. Gene Ontology annotation, molecular function: RNA polymerase II cis-regulatory region sequence-specific DNA binding; DNA-binding transcription activator activity, RNA polymerase II-specific. Lineage: Eukaryota; Metazoa; Chordata; Actinopteri; Cichliformes; Cichlidae. Gene Ontology annotation, biological process: regulation of transcription by RNA polymerase II. The record is from RefSeq and is a predicted model, not a curated record. Gene Ontology annotation, cellular component: nucleus.
ACAUUGAUUAAAAAAACUUUGAAGAUCAUUUUACGUCAUUUUCAUAUAAUGAUGUCUCGUUUUUUUUACGUUCUCACUGAUUAAAGCUUAUUACGGCUUCUGUAAAAACAUCGACGCACAAAAGAGGACGGCUGAGGUGACCCGGGAACUUUUGUGACGGUCUCUGUUUCUAGUGGGAGAAAAUGAAACGGGCACCAAAACCGGAAACGCUCUCAGAUUGUAAACAAUGCUGCGAGUGACUAAGUAUUUGAUAUAAACAUUAAAGCAGUGGUUGCGGUGAUGAGCAGAAACACAGCGGACCGUUUGGCUGACAUGUCUAAAGCCGAGGAACUGCGGGAGUUUGUUACAGAGAAGCUUGCCGCCGCCUCCCGGGAGAUCUUAGCGGCUGUGGACAGACUGGUGGCCGGGUACGAGGAGGAGGCUUCGGGCUUCAGACAGGAGAUCGACCGGCAGAAGAGACAGCUGGAGAUCAAAGUGCAGCAGGAGCUUCAGUCCUGUUGAGGAAGAGGAGGGUGAGAAAGAAGAGUCUCAUGAGAAUCUGCAGACUGCGGACAUAACCGGUCCAUCAAGGUCUUCACCACACCAGUGUGAGACAGAAAGAAGAAAUCUUGCCAGAGCUCAGAACCACAUAGACCUCAAGAUCAGCAUCCUGGAGCACUCUCAGACCAGCCUGCUCUUGAAAAAUGUCCUGAAGAAAUGUCCAGUCCUGAAGCUGAAGUGUCCGCGGGGACAGAAGGAGGCGGACUUCCUGAACCUGCUAAGAUCCACCUGCCCGCAGCUGGCCGGAGACAACAAACCUUUUGACAUCUUAACGUUGGACAAGAAGCGUAAAUUACAACCUCUGAAACUGGAGACGCUGACGCCAGAGGAGAUCCACAGAAGCAUUAUGGGAUGGGGGCGGUCUACGGUCUACAUUCGACUGAAGACUCAAGAGGUGCAUCAGCCCAGAGAAGAAGACCUUCAUCGUCUUCAAACUGAAAACAUGAACUCUGUUGUCUUAACUAAUGAUGAGACCAGACAACAGACGAGCAGCCUUGCCCAAGAGGUUGAUGGCAGGAAAUCAGAGAUUGCGUCUGGCAGAGAAGAAAAUGAGAUAGAAAUGGGAGAAGCUGAUAGUGAAGAACCUGCUGCAGAUCUUAUAGCCGGCUCUUCAGCUGAGGGGAAAGAAAGUUUCAGGAACUGCAACAAAAGGAAAGAAGAAAAAGUAGAAAGGAAUGAUAAGUCCAAAAAUGAACUGAAGAGUUGUGAUUCCAAAAUGCAGUCCAGGGUGUCAAAAAAGCAAAAGAUCAGACAUCCUGGCGUCACUCGGACUAAGACUGAGAAAAGUGUUGCUAAUCUUUCCUGCUUGGUCUGUGGAGCUCUGCACAUGUCAGAAGUUAUGCUUGUUAAACAUGCCUGGAGUCACGGAAACGAUCCAGGAAGUGUUUGCGGAGCAUGCGGAGAGCGCUCAGAGUCUGUGGAGGUCUUAAAGGAUCAUCUUCAAAGUCGACACAAAACUGAUGACUGUCACAUCUGUGGAGAGUCUUUCCUUAGUGCUCUCAGCCUCGACGAGCACGUAGCCUGCCACUCGGGGGAGAAACCAUACAAAUGUGAUGUUUGCCAUAAUGAAUUUGCACUAAAGGCUUCCCUGGAGGAUCAUCGAAAACUUCACGAGGAGGGGAAGCGCCACAAAUGUCUCACCUGUCAUAAAGUGUUUGAACUCAAAGAGCAGUUAAAGGCUCAUCACAGGACUCACAGCAACAGGAAGACACACCUCUGCGGUGUGUGCGGUAAAUCCCUCUGCGACUACAGAUCGUUGUCCCGCCACAAAAUGACCCAUUCUGGGGAAAGACCCCACAGCUGUAAGAUUUGCGGGAGGCGUUUUAAACUUCCUGGGACUCUGAGGCAACACGAGAAGAUUCACACAAACAGAGAGAGGUCAUACCUCUGUGACAUUUGCUGCAAAAUGUUCCUGACUAGUGCGCAGCUGGAGAUCCACAUGAGGAUUCACACCAACGAAAAGCCGUAUCACUGCAGCGAGUGUGGCAAGGGAUUCAGCACCAAGGGCCCGUUGACCGUUCACAAGCGGGUCCACAGCGGGGAGACGCCCUACCACUGCCCAGACUGCGGCUGGUCCUUCAAACGCAAGACCAACCUAGACAACCACUUAGUGCUUCACUCGGG